UUUCAUUGACCACGACGUUUUUCCACAUCCUGUUGGAAAAAGUUAGUCGUUACUCGGCGGCUGUUUACUGAUACAUAAAGUAACUUGUGCUGUUCAUUGUUCACAGACGUGUUCCACUGAGGAGUGUGUGUUGUCGUCAUGUCCUCUCAGUCAAACCCGACAUGUUUCAGCGGGCUGUGUGUGUGUGUGCUCGCCGUCCUGUCCGUGGCCGUUUCAGGGGAGAAAGUUUUGGAGAGUCGCUCCGGGAUGAUCCAGGAGCUCCGGGCAGCCCUGGCUGACCUGGCCGGCGAGGGAAGGACCUACCUCGGCAGACUGGCCGGGGAGCAGACGGUGCUGUCGGUACAGAAGGCUUUCUCUCAGGUUCUGAGUGUUGUUGCAGGGAGUUUGGCCAGUGGUCUUAACGUGCUCCUACAGUAUGUCUCACAUUUCCUGCAGGCAUCUGGAAUUCAAGUCGUCUUCCCUGUCAACAAAGUGACUCCAGAGGGGCUGAUCUUUUUUGCUCAGUGGCUUCUCGUGGCUCUCAUUAGCUACUGGCUGGUCUCCCUUGCUCUCAAUUUAGUUGCCUCCACUCUGAGGCGGGCCCUUUGGCUACUGAAACUGGGUGUGGCCUUGGCCUGUUUUGGACUCAUCCUGAGAGACCACAGCGUGGGCACAGAAACCAUGGCCAUCCGAUUGGCUGUCCUUGUGUGCGUCUGCGUCCUAUUGGGCGUCGGGACCUCGAAGGGCCCUGAUGCGUCUGAUAAAACUGUUCACCUGGAGGAGCAGGUGAAGAUCCUGGAGACGCGACUGCGAGAGAUGGAGAAGUGGACAAAGUUGGACUGAGCUGCACAUGAUGAAGCACUGUGGAACUUCAAGAGACAAACCUUUUUACACUUUACAUGUUUUCUUUGUGUUAAAAAAAGAAAUGCAUUUCUCAUGAGUUGUUACUGACACAAUAUACCUACUCAAUCAUUCCAGGCAGCAGAUUACUGUAAAAUGCUUACCAAGAACCUGAUGUCACUCUUCUUAUUUCACUCUCAGAAGGAAAGAAAAUGAGCAUAUCUUUGGGAAUUAUUAAAAAAAUGGUACCUCAACUCUUGAGAACAGUAAUAAUACAUCCAGUCAGAUGUUUUAUCAUGAUGAGAAAUGUUGUAGUCUCAGUUUUACACACAGAGGUUAUAGAGGGCUGCUCUGAUUCAAUGCGGUGCCUACUCCCAUUUAAGUAUUUCAAUCCUUUUAUACAGAGAAUCUACCAUACUGCUUUUACACUCUCCCACCCCACAAACACACUAACUGUAGUGUUGUUGUCACAUCCCGCCAAUCUGGCUCUGUCUUAUACAUGGACAUGGACUGGGUCUGUGGCUGACUCCACUACUGACAUAAAGAUGUAACAAUGCCCCCUCCCCAUUCCAUGAUCAUACCAAAUAACAUAAUACUAAUAACAGGCUGGAUGUGUUGUGAUCGGUCCUUGAGCACAGUCCAUUUUAUGGCAGACAGCAAUACGCUCUCAUGUACACCCAGAAUGACAGGCUCAAAUAGAGGGCUGGUAAAGAGUCAGGCAGGACCAGUAAAAACUUAAUGGAUUUUUGCUGGUCUACCCGGCCACUGACGUUACGGCGUUUCUUUAAAUGCCCCCAGUGGUCCAGGUAUGUCCAGUGUGUUUGUGAGAGAGAAAAAGAUGGAGCCUAAAAACCAGAACACUCAGUGAGCUCAGGUUUAUUCCACUGUCGCUGUUAUGCUGCAGUUCACGAGGCUUUAUGCUGUCAACUCAUGAUAGUAAUCGACGGAAACAUUGUUUGUAUCCAUGUAUCACAUGCAGGUUCACAGAUCUAUUAUGGUCCAUAAUAUCAGAUGUUUGUGUUGCUACAUGUUUACUGGCCCCAGGAUACAGCAACCUUAUUGGCCUUCCCAAUCAUUAACAACAAAUCGUACAUCAGAACAAUGUGUUGAAGCAUGUGAAUGGUCUCUGCCCAAACCUUUCAGGCCUGGAACUGAGUGUGUGUGCGUGUGAGAGUGAGAUGCUCUACCCUGAGACGGCCAAUCCGGCAGCACGACUUCAACUGACUGUGCUGUGUCAGUUGCCUCCAAGGCUUAACACGUUACCACACGGCCUAUUCAUUUUAAUCGUACCAUUUUCUUGUCUUGACUUGGCUGCUACAAAACACUUAAUGCUGGGGAUUUUGUUGUCUGCUUAUUAGAUACACAGACAUAGAUUCUUUUUUACUGUUGGAGAUGCUACUCUUCUCUGAUCAUUUUCUCUAUAUCUCAUAUAUGUUGAACUGUUUGUUACUCACUGGAAUCGGUGGUGUUUGCUCUCUGGGCAGAAUAAAUAUACUCUAAAUAUAUUCUAAUCAAGAAAA
Molecule: messenger RNA, 2339 nt
Organism: Hippoglossus stenolepis (Pacific halibut)
Lineage: Eukaryota; Metazoa; Chordata; Actinopteri; Pleuronectiformes; Pleuronectidae
Gene: tmem109
Product: transmembrane protein 109
Exons: 3
Coding region: 139-822 (227 amino acids)
Biological process (GO): intrinsic apoptotic signaling pathway in response to DNA damage by p53 class mediator; cellular response to gamma radiation
Source: RefSeq, a predicted model, not a curated record